This is a messenger RNA of Penaeus monodon (black tiger shrimp), 3752 nucleotides long. Its product is annotated as NK-tumor recognition protein-like. Lineage: Eukaryota; Metazoa; Arthropoda; Malacostraca; Decapoda; Penaeidae. Gene Ontology annotation, molecular function: nucleic acid binding; exonuclease activity. Gene Ontology annotation, cellular component: nucleus. The record is from RefSeq and is a predicted model, not a curated record.
ACCUCCGUCCGCCAGACACCCCUAGUUAUAACCCCACACCCAUAGAGGAACUUAACAAGCGUAAGAGGUCUGUAGAAGGCAGUGAUAAGGAAGUGACACCAUCCAAGGUUAUGAAGUAUGUCCCAUCUAAUCUAUCAGCCAGUAGUGUUAUUUCAGAUGUUUUGGAAGGAGAAGUUAAUACCAAAAGUUCUGUAGACAGUGAAGCUACAGAUUUCUCUUCUGAUGAUGGUGAGGGUGAUAAAAAAAGAGAUGAUUUUGAUAUCCUAGAAGAGGUGCUUGCAGAACACUCACAGAAUAAUAAGAUUAAAGUGAAGAAAAAGAGAGUAAGGGCUCUUGGUAAGCUUCAGUAUAAUUUAUGCACUACAGAGAAAACUACUAAAAAUUCAACUGUGAUUUCAGAUGCACAAUGUAUGUCAAAUCUUGACAGUAGUAGCUGUGAUACAUCAAAGAAAAAUUCAACUGAAAGUCAGGACAUUGGCAGAAGGAUCUUACUUUUUGCCCCCAUCUCCAGUUUUUACUUCAUCUUCAGAUGGAUUUGGAAUGUUUAAUAGCACUGUGUAUACUACAUCUAAAACUGACAGUGAAAAUUGCAAAACCAGUGAAAAUGUACCUGGAAAAGAAGAGAAGGAAGUGAAGGAGAAAGAGGAAAAAGAGAUAAAUCCAGUAAAAGUCAACAAUCCAAUACAGAAAAGUGAAGUAAGUGUAAAGCCAAAAGAACAGCCAAGUAAAGAUGAAGUAAAGAAUAAAAGCAAAGGCCAUUCUUUACUUCCCCAAGUUGUCCAUACACUCAGUGCCCCCAAAAUAUCUAGACGCAAUAUUAGAAACUGGACUCCGCAGGUUCGGAGCACAGUACCAGAAGUAAAAGAGACAGGUGAUCCGUUAGAAGAAAUCUUACAGUUAAUGGAUGGGGAAGAUUCACAGCAAACAGCUGACUCGAAAGAAGAUUCCAAAAAGACUCAACAGAGAGUAGAAGCUUCAAAAACUGUUAAAAAGUAUAAAGUUGAUUUAGAUAAGGAAAUUCUAAGUUUAGCAAAUUUGUCAUCAAAUAAAGAGGAAAUUCAACCACCUCCAACUGAAAAUUCAUCACAAGAAAAGCUAGAAGUAAACACUACUAGCAAUAGUGAGAAGCAAAAGAUGAAAAAUACUGUUCAGGGAGAGAACUCAAAAGAAGAACAAAAGAAAUUACCAGAUAAAGAAACAGAAACUAAGGAUUCUCAGUCAGAGAAGAAGGAGAGAAAGAGUGAAAGUGAAAGUGAAGAUCCAGAUCUUGAUUCAGAAGAUGAGGAAGAUGAUCCUGAGAAAGAUGAAAAGCAAAGAAAGGAAAAUAAGGGAGAUGUUUCAGCCAAAGAUGAUGAGAGCAGUGACUCUGAACAUAGACGGGGAAGACACAGGAGAAAGAGGAAGAGGGAUCGGUCAAGCAGCUCAGAUUCAGAACAUUCUUACCACAGAAGAAAGAAAAAGAAAAGUCACAAACGGCGUAGGAAAUACAGCCAUAGUAAGAAGAAAAGAAAACAUCGUAAUAGUAGAGGUGACUCAGAUGAUGAGGACAGUAAGGACUCAAACAGAGAUGAAGAAGAGAGUGCGGAUGAGAAAAGUGAUGCUAGUAGAGAGAACAGCCAGGAUGAAGAGUUAGAUAAGGUUAAAAAACACAAGAAACACAAGAAAAGAGGAAAGCAUCAUAAGAAAUAUAAAUACAAGAGAAGGAGAAGCAAAAGCAAGAAAAAGAGAAACCGAAGCCACAGUAGUAGUCGCAGUUCAAGCAGGAGCUCUAGUGAGAGCCGAAGUAGAAGCAGAAGUCACAGCAGAAGUCGUAGUGAAAGCCGAGACAGAAGUCGCAGCAGAAGUCAAAGCCAAAGCCCUGGUAAGAGAAAAAAUAAAGAUAAUCAGAAGAUAUGUAAUAGAAGGGAAAGUGAGGAUAGCUUAAAACGAAGAAACUCUACAAGUGAUAGCCAAGGAAAUGCCAAGGAUAAAACCCAGCCAUUAUCAGUACCAAUGCCAGUUGAUCCAAGCAAAAUAAAAAUUGAAAAGGAGCCCACAGUUCCUGAUCUGUCAAUUGUCAAAAUUGAGAAAGACUUAGAACAGACUUCUUCUGUCUCUGGCAAAAAAGAAGAGACCGAAAGUCAUGGUGAGAAAAAAAGUUCAGGUGACUCGAGCACUAAACAGGAGAGAAGUUCACAUUCAAAGCCUAGUAGUGACAUUUCUUCCAAAGAAAGUGAGAAAGCUAAGCAGGGCUCAGACAGAGAGCACAAGAAGAGUAGGCAAGAUAGAAAAAGUAGUACAGAUAGCAUGUCUGACAAAGGUUUCUCACAGAGGCGCCAAAGUACAGAAUCUAAAAAGUCAGAAAAUGAAAGCAUCUCAGGAAGCAGCAAACAAGGAAUAAAAAGAAGAGGUAGUGAAGAUUCUUGCAAGAAAGAAAACACUGCUCAGGAUUCUCAGGGUAAAGUCAUGUCUAUGUUUGAUAUGGUGAUUGCCAGCACUCAACAGGUACAAAAGCCAAAAGUUCUGAAGGAAAUCUCUAUUUUUGAUGCUGUGGCAGCCGCUGGUAAUGACAGCAAUGAAGACUCAACAGGAGAUGACAUCGAUAGUACAGAGCCUUUUUUGAAUGAUGAUUCACUUAAUCAGAAGAGUGACACUCCUUCAAAAGGUAAAUCAGGCCAAAGCUCUAAAACUGAGAAAUCGGUAGAUCGUUCAUCCAGCUCCAGCUCUCGCAAAGAUAACAAAAAUGAGUCCAAGAGAAAGCAUUCUUCUAGCAGUAGUAAAGAAAAGAGUAGUGGUCAUAAAAGUUCCAGUAGUCAUCACAGUAGUUCUUCCAGCAAGCACAAAAGCAGUAGUAAUUCUAGUAAACACAGCAGUACUACUGUGAGUAGUAGUACUAGCAGCAGUAAGGAGACUCAUUCCAGCAAAACCAAAGAAAAAUCAGGUGUAACUUCUAGCAGUCACUCAAGUGGAAAUGCUAAACAUCAUAGCAGCAAACAUAGCAGUAGUUCAAAGAGUCAAAAGAGCAGCAGCAGUAGCAGCAGCAGCAGAAAACACAGCAGUGGAAGUCAUUCCAAAGAUAAAGAACACGGCAACAGUGGAAGCAGUAGCAGUAAAGCUGAUGGAAAAAUCAAAGAAUCUUCCAGAAAUAAAAGAUAUUCCACAGAAAAUGAAGCAUCAAAUGGGAUUUGUGAAAGAGAAUCUUGUAAUGAUGGAAAUGAUUCCCCACUACCAGACCUUUCUGCACUAGAUGAGAUCCCACAGGAUGAUUGGGAGCAAAUGAUUAAUUCUAGUGAUAGAUAUGAUUUGCAGCAUUUAGAGAAUCUGGAUGAUAAUGAUGAGGAUUAUGAUCUAGAUGACUUAGAUAAGGAUGAUCCAGCUAUAAUGGAGGAAUGCAUGAGGAUGUUCAACGAAUACCAACCUGAAGAUUCUCAGCUUCAGAUGUCAUCUAAAAAGACAAAAGUAGUACCAAAAGAAGAACCAGAGUCCUAUCAAGGAAAGCAGCGUGUUGCACGUUCAUCAACAGGAAAUUUAGUUGCCAAGAAACCAGAGAAAGGGCCUCGCAGAAUGACACCAGCUCAGGUGAUGAUGGAAAGAUAUCAGAAACUGAAGGAGCAGCAGGCAGAGUUGAUGAAGCAGCUGAAGAAGCAGAAACAACAGAUUGAUGAGCAGAAUCGUGGCCGGUCAUCUUCUUCCUCCGCAGUGUCAUCAACUACCUCCUCCAGACCUUCAACUUUUCCAGCAUCAUCAUCAACAACUGUCAAAUCACCUCCAAU